Molecule: messenger RNA, 651 nt
Organism: Wallemia ichthyophaga EXF-994
Lineage: Eukaryota; Fungi; Basidiomycota; Wallemiomycetes; Wallemiales; Wallemiaceae
Product: Histone chaperone ASF1
Exons: 3
Coding region: 1-651 (216 amino acids)
Biological process (GO): DNA replication-dependent chromatin assembly
Cellular component (GO): nucleus
Molecular function (GO): histone binding
Source: RefSeq, a predicted model, not a curated record
AUGUCGAUUAUUUCAAUUAGAGACGUUCAAGUUGGAAAUCCAAACGCACGCUGGUCAGAUCCAUUCAAAUUCACUGUUACAUUUGAGUGCAUUUCUCAUCUCCCAGAGGAUUUGGAAUGGAAGCUAAUCUAUGUUGGAUCCUCAUCUAGUGUAAAUUUUGAUCAAGAAUUGGAUAGCUGCCUCGUUGGCCCUGUCCCUGUUGGUGUAAACUCUUUCACUUUCGAAGCGAAUCCACCAAGUGUCGAUAAAAUUCCAAAAGAAGAGAUUCUAGGCGUUACUGUUCUCUUACUCACUGCAAGCUAUCGUGAUCAAGAGUUUGUACGCGUUGGUUACUACGUUCACAAUGAGUAUGAUUCAGAUGAAUUAAAGGAGAAUCCACCUGCGGAAAUCGAUUUUGAUCACUUGAAUAGAAGUAUUCUUGUUGACAAACCUCGUGUUACGCGUGUUGCUAUUGAUUGGGGCACAGAAACUAAAGGUACAGUCGCAAGCGGUUCACAAUUGCCACCUGUACCUGCACCAGCUACUUUCGAAGAGCUUAACGAUGUUGCGCUACAAGCCGAAGAAGCUGCUGAUAAGAUUGAGGGUAAGAGUGGUCAAGCUGUGGAGACUGAAUCCGGUAAAGAGAAUAAAAAUACAGUAGCUAAUACGUAA